AAAUGGCGCUGAUGUUCCCCGAAGCGGGACGUUUCGCGCUUCGAACUUGUGUUUCCUCGCUUUCUUUUGCCGCAUUCGAAUCCCGUUCGAAUUUCUCGAACCUCGCGUCGAACUUCACUCGGCUCGAGCGCACGAAUGUUUCGUCACCACCCGCGACUUUUCGAAAAUAUGCGACUGUCGAAUUUGGAAUGCAUUUCUUUUCGCUCGAAAUUCGUAAUUAGGUACUGAGAGGAACGUUGGAAGUUACAAUAUUACGAUAAUCGAAAUGCAAGUGAUUUAAACUAUCAUUGGGGAUUAUGUGUGCACACCUUUGAUAGGAGGGAUCAUCGUCAUGUCCACUAAUAAAGGACAGAAUACAAGGGCCUUGGUGGAGCCUCUAGGUUUGGACUCACGUACACUGGGUGACAAUGACCUCAGCGCACUAAGCUUGUCCAACAGCAGUGAGCAGUAUACGUCGAAUGACUUCGACGACUUUGCGAAUAUUCAAGCAGAACUCGAAUGCAUGAAUGCUGAUGAAGUUAUGACUGCGGCUGAUGACCGGAUCGAGCAAAACGUUGAUGAGACUGAAACGACAGUACCUGAUGUGGAGAUGACCGAGAUCUCCGAACAAGUGCAGGCCGAGCACAUUUACACAACGGCCAGUCAGAGUAAUCAGAGUAGCCAGAGUAAUCAGAGUAAUCAGAGUAACCAGAAUGUCGUAUUUCAAACGAAGCCUACUUUACAGAAAGUGCCCGUGUCGGCCGUCCAGGUAAAAUCGAGUGUCCAAACUACGCAGAGUCAAUCGAUUAUGAUAGUAUCGCCUGCGAGCGGACAGGGUGCCAGUCAAAUACUGAAGAUAUCGCAUCCGCCAACAGCUUCGGCCGAACAGCUGCAGUCUUUAGCUCAGACUCUCAUCAGCGGCAAAUCUACGGACGGGAGUGUUGUUCAAUUAAGAUCGACUUCGUCUACUAAGUCUAUCGCAACGACCAGUGCUUCAGGAAACAUCACAAUUAGUAACAUGCAAAAUCUCAAGAUAACACAGCCAACGUCGAAACGAGCAACACAGAGUGUCCAACAAGGACGUAAUGUAUUUACAAAGAUGAUAUUGACGGGAAAUCAGCCACAACCAGGCACUCAAGUUCUCAUUACAAGUUCUCAAAGUGAAAAUCAGCCGACAUCAGGAAUUAAAUUCCUCAAUAAUAGCUCUUCUAGUUAUAGCAUAACAAGUCCAACAAAAACUAUAACGUUAGCACAGGCCCAACAAAUGGGUAUAUUUUCUACUAACAAGGUGCAACACAUUUUACCAUCGACCUCGCAGAAGCAGGGUAUGAUAUUAAAUAAAUUGCUACAGUCCUCUACAUCUCAACCAUCGAAGGUGACCAUAGUACCUAGCAAUACUGCAAAGUCAAUUCCGACGAAAAUCCUACCUGCACCAGUUACAAGUAUUCAGGCGAAAUCCUCGAGUCAACAAUCUACGUUUCUUUCAUCCAAGUCAUCUGUACAGCAAAGUCCACAAAAAGUCAUCAUUAGACAGAGUUCUUUGAAACCUGGUACUGUACUUGGAAGCGGGCAAGUGAUUAGAAUACCUGCUAACCAGAACAUUGUAACUGGAUCAAAUCAAGUACAUCAAAUUCAGAUGCCUGGAAGACAAGUGCAAUAUGUAAGAUUAGUCAGUACUUCAACAGGAACUACUAAUGUCGUUACUGUAAGCAAAUCAAAACCUUCUACGACUCUUCAGACUGUAGGUAUCAGCCAGAAAGUAGGAAAUCAACAGCAGAUUGUAAAGGUUGUGCCGUUAAAUACUGGCAAUCAAUCUCUGAGAACCGUUGCGCCGAAGGCAACGUUGACCAGUGGUAGCCAAAAAUUACUCAUACCUGCGGCUGCUGCUGCGGCAGCUGUUGGCAAUCAGUCGAAGAGUGCAGUAGCGAUUCCCGCAUCAGCAUUGAGCCAAUUAGCGUCGGGACAAGCAGUCCUUUCAGCUAAUCCAAGCGUUGGGAACAUCGUCGUUCUUCCUGCUCAAUAUAUUCAGCAACAGCAGUCAACAGAGGAUGCAAAAUUGAAGUCCCAAACGUCGCCUGGUCUUCUAGGAAGUUCACAAAGCUCUACGGCGACUCUCUGUGUGAUUGAUGGAAAAAAUUCUCAAAGACCCACUUAUAGUACUGUCGAACCAAAUGGUAUUAGGCCAAGAAAACCAUGCAAUUGUACUAAAUCACAGUGUCUUAAACUCUAUUGCGAUUGUUUUGCGAAUGGUGAGUUCUGUCACAUGUGUAAUUGCAACAAUUGCUCGAAUAAUCUUGGGAACGAGGAGGAGAGGCAGCGCGCGAUUAAAUCCUGCCUGGAACGCAAUCCUAACGCCUUUCGCCCUAAAAUUGGAAAAGGUCGUGAAACUGGUGACGAUAUAAGAAGACACAACAAAGGCUGCAACUGCAAACGUAGCGGUUGUCUUAAAAAUUAUUGUGAAUGUUACGAGGCAAAAAUUCCAUGCUCUGGUAAUUGUAAAUGUAUAGGCUGUCGUAAUCUCGAAGAUCAAAUAUUGGAGAAAAAAUCUUUAAAAGAUUUAACAGAAACGACCGAAGUCAGAACAACUCAGCUUAGCUUAAAUAAAGCACAGUUACAGUUGUCGGAGAUGGCUUUCAGACCUCCAGCAUCAUCCAAUACUGGUACAAGACAGCCAUUCAACUUUUUAACUGAUAAGGUGGUAGAAAUAACAUGCCAAUGUUUAAUGGCGCAAGCAGAAGAAGCAGAACGAAAUAUGCUCGACGACGAGACGUCGCAGCGUCUGAUUAUCGAGGAGUUCGGUCGAUGCUUAAAGGAAAUAAUCGAAUCAGCGCAUAAAGCUGAAGCUACCUAGCAGGUGUAUUCGCGUGGUUUGUAUUGCAAUUUUCGUUCGUCGCUAUUGUUUAUGGGAAUUGGAUAGAAAAUAAAGAGAUAGUACAAUAUGAGUGUUGUUACCAAAGACGCUAUCACACAAGAUACGAGAUGGUCUUCACCAAGCAAAAGCUUUGGAAAUAUUUGCGAUCUUCAAAUGAUCUGUUAAAUACUUUUUGAGGAAAAAUCACAAAAAAAUAACUCUGUGUGUGAACUUUUAAAUAAUGAAUCAUUCUGAAGAUAAUGUAGGCUACUUAAGAAAAGGCGAAUCGCUUUCUUUAAUUUUUAUCUGAAAGAAAAAUGACAUUACAUACAUAUGAUAGAAAAAUAAUUUUGUUGUAUUUUAAAUCUUCUGCUAAACUGUGCGCGGCUCGUGUAAAAUUCGUAUAAAAUAAUAUAGAAGGAUGUAAAAUUCGUGUAAAAUAAUAUGGAAGAAAAAUUCGCAAUUCAAAAAUUAGAUAUAUAAUACAUAAUCAAGUCAGCUUAAGAAUGAAUAUUUUUCAACAUUGUAUUUUUUUAUAAUUCUAAAUGAAAAAGCACUUGCAAUUAGUUAAUCAAGAGUUCUUUUCUUAAAAUCAUAUUUUUCAGACAUUAUGUCAUGUAUUGGAAAAAAGCGAUAGCACCAUAUAUUCGCCUAGUAGUACAAUUACGUAAUCAGCAUUAGCGCUUAAUAAGUUCACACAGUGUCAUAGUAAAAAUAUAUAUCAAGAGAGAAUAAAAACAUUUUGUGAAUUUA
This is a messenger RNA of Nylanderia fulva, 3583 nucleotides long. RefSeq lists its product as uncharacterized. Lineage: Eukaryota; Metazoa; Arthropoda; Insecta; Hymenoptera; Formicidae. Gene Ontology annotation, cellular component: nucleus. The record is from RefSeq and is a predicted model, not a curated record. Gene Ontology annotation, biological process: regulation of DNA-templated transcription.